AUGGCGGCGGCGGGCAAAACCAGCAGCACCGCAUUGGCAGCCCUGGCUCUAACGGUGAGCCUCUUCCUCCUCUCCUUCGCCGCCCCCUCGGAGGCGGCGGCCUGCGGCAAGAGCUCGCCAGCGACGGUGCCGGCGGCCGUGCCAAGCGGCGGCCGCGGCGGGAAGUGCCCGGUGAACGCGCUGAAGCUCGGGGUGUGCGCGGACGUGCUGGGCGGGCUGGCGAGCCUGCUGGUGGGGGACUCCCCGGCGGCGGCGGCGUCGUCCGGAAGUGGAAAGAAGAAGCCGUGCUGCGAGCUCGUCGCUGGCCUCGCCGACGUGGACGCCGCCGUGUGCCUCUGCACCGCCGUGAAGGCCCGCGUGCUCGGCGUCGUGGAACUCUACCUCCCCGUCCAGCUCCGCCUCGUCAACCAGUGCGGCAAGAAGAUCCCGGAUGGGUUCCGGUGCUCCAGCUAUAUAAUUGACCGAGUCCGUCCGUAA
Molecule: messenger RNA, 477 nt
Organism: Brachypodium distachyon (stiff brome)
Lineage: Eukaryota; Viridiplantae; Streptophyta; Magnoliopsida; Poales; Poaceae
Product: putative lipid-binding protein AIR1
Exons: 1
Coding region: 1-477 (158 amino acids)
Source: RefSeq, a predicted model, not a curated record